UUUCUAAAGGGUUCUAAAAGAUUUUGUAUUUAGAACUUUUCAUCUUUCUGUCACUUCUUUUAAUUUUUUUUCUUUUAAUCUAUUAAUUUAGAAAACUAUUUUUUUUAUUUACGGUUAAAAAAUUGUUAUUUUAGUUUAGGACAUAUUCCAUUUUUAUUUAACAGAUAAUAUAUAACUUUGAAAUUCUAUUUUAUAAUUUUACUAACAACAAAAAAUUGGAAAGAUCACUGAACAUAAACUUGAUGAAAUAAACCGAAUAUCACUACAAUCUUGCAACUUCCUAUAUUAUAUUCUGUAUCCCACAUAUAUAAUUCUCAAAUCAAGAUUUAUUAAUAUGAAACUAAAUAUUCGUAAUAUAAGUUAAACAUAAGAUUAUCUUUACACACAUCAAAAAAUAUAAAUUUCAAAGUAUUCUCACAACAUGUAUUGUCAACUAUUACUCCUUCUGUUUCAUAUUAAGUGUCGUUUUGAGUUGUGCAUACAAAUUUAGGAAACAAUUAAUUUUGCAUAUUUUCUAGAGAAAAUUACUCAAACUAACUCUUAUUUAUUAUGUAAUUACUAGAUUAACUUCCUUUCAUCGAUGCAUGUUCAGAGGAUAGUAUAAAGACGAAAUAACCAUAAUAGUUGAUAAUUAUUACUACAAUGCCAUUAUAUUAAUUUUGGUAUAAAAUUAAAAAUACCAAUUAAAAUCACGAUAAAAACACAGUUUUUACAACAAAAAAAACUUUAGGGUUCAUGGGAUUCACCGGCGAUUCACGACGAAUUGGGAGAAUCCGAGUUAGAAAGCAGCAAUUCCAUAGAAAAUGAAAACAUGACCAGGACCAGACAGAAAAAUCCCCAAACUAAACCCAGAACACUGUCAAUCGUUUCCCGUUGCAGCUAAGAACCAGAGAGAUGCGGAGGAUCAGUUCACUGGACGGUGAAUUGGACUUCUUAAGAGAGCACACGAAUAAACCUUCGUAGAAAUUUAAUACCUUCCUGGUAUCUCUCUCCUUCACUACUGACGGUGGCUAUGGCGAUGGCAAUUUGAAUCCGGAUUGAAGCGUGACCGAGCAGCGUGGCUGUCUCACCAAGACUCCUUUGUUGACGCCGUUGCAGACCGCGUAUAGGUACACUCAUUGCUUUGAUAUAUGAUCGCAUUAAGACAAAUAGAUAUAUAUUUGCAAAAAGGCAUAGGUGUAAAGUCAUGUUUCUCGUCUCUAAUGACCAUUGGCAGUGUAUAUAACCAAGUUUUAAUGAAUUUAGAUUAGCAUGUUGGCUCGACAGUGACCAAAAUUUGGCUCGAUAGUGAAACAUAGAUGUAAUAUAUAUUCACAGGCUUAUGCUCCAUGUACAGGAUUCUAGAAAUCAUCUAUACCCACGCCUUUUGGAUGCGUCUGAAACACAUGCUUUGUUGGGGUAUAUAACUUGAUUAUGGCUCUUUUUUAUUAUGUUUGCUUCACAUUUGAUGAGAAAAAAAUAGAAACCUUGAGUAUAACCUUCACAGGGGAGUCACUAACACCAUAUUUUUCUGGUGCUUUAGUUGUUUGUGGAGUCCAUUAUUGUGUGUUUAAUACUUAGGUCGUGGUGAAUUUUGACAGGGAUACAUUUUGUCUAGGGGAAAUCACAACAAGGAAAUGCAGAAGACUGUCUUGCAGUUUGAGAGUAAGGUUGACAAGGAGUCUACUUUUUAAAAGUUCAGUCUAUGGGGGUAGUAAAGAAAGGCGUAUCUACCGACAUUCCGGUUUAUAUGUACUUUGAUGCAUUUUCAACUCUGUUUUACCAUAAAAAUGCAGAUGACGAGUUAUGUAGCCGCUGGGUGUGGUUAUCGUUUGUUGUGUUCUUAUAACCGCCGGGUGUGGUUUUUGUGUUCUUAUACAAUCAAGAACUUGAAAAGCUCUGUUGAAUGAUAACACUGCCUUGCUUUUAAUCAAUGUGUUUCGGGUUUUGGUUGUUUUUCCUCCAAAGAGCUAGAAAUGUAUUUUCAAUGAUUACUCCAUUCUUGAUCUUGAUCUAUUACGUCCUCACUCAAACAGACUGAAGCUUUGAACACUUCUUUGAAUUAAUCGUUGCUAUUUUCUUGUCUACUAAGGAAGAACGGUAAGAACAACACAUCACCUGCAAAUUUAAAUAGAUACUUAUUAAUAACACCAUAAGAACAUACGCGCAUCAUGCUCAUCCAAUGACCACAAACCAUUUAUAUUUGUGCCAUGAGAGAAGAAGGAAGAAAAUAAACGUCAAUAUGAACACAACCAUUAACGUCGAAUAAGGCAAUCACGAGAGAGAUUUGUAGAUUAAGGCUUUUCUCUUUGUUUUGUUUAAAUUAAGUUUGGUUUGGUUUAAUUAAAUAAUUUUGGUUUACAUGCUUUUGAUUCAAAUUAUGGUUGGUUUGAAACAUUUUGGUUUAAAUCAAGUUAAAUUACUGGUAUAUGAAAUAAUUUCAGAAUUAAAUGGUUUAAUCUGGUUUGCAAUAACUCGGUUAAGAAUAAUUAAUAAAAAUCUGUGGCCAAAUCAUAAAUAAAUUUGUGGUUAAAAACAAGUAAAUCUGUGGUUAAAGAAAAAAUAAAUCUAUCAAAUCGAAACUAAAUCUGUCAAAAACAAGUAAAUCUGUGGUUAAAGAAAAAAUAAAUCUAUCAAAUCCUACUAAAUAUAUUCAAAUAAAGUAAAUCUGUGGACAAAUAAAUUAAAUUUGUCAAUAUUUAAUAAAUUUAUGGCCAAACGUGACAGAUUUGUUAUAACAAGUCUGUAGAAAUUUUAUUAAGUCUAUAGAUUUUAAGUAAAUCUGUUGCUAAAGAAGAAUAUAUUUAAGUCUCUGGCUACAUAAAACGUAGACAAAAUAAAUCUGUGGAUGGUAAAAUUGUAAAUAUUCCGAAAAUUCAGUAAUGGCAUUUUUGUAAUUAUAUUUUUUGUUAACAAAGGAAAUAGGGGUAAAUUGGGUAUGAAAAACAAGCUAGUAAUUAAAAUAAAAGUAGAGUUAAACUAGUAAUUAAUUGAUAAAUAAGGGUUAAACUAGUUUUUUUCCCUAUUUUCUAUAUAAAAACACAAUUAACUAUACACUUAACCAUAUUUCAACCAAUAGAAAAAUAAAUUAUUAGAUAAAACUAAUAAAUUUUGCAUUGAAAGGAAUUAAAUGCUCCAGUACUUCUCUAUGGAAAAAAAAGUUCUCAGAUACUCUCCAUCUGAAAUUCAUUUUAUUUUUAUUUAUUUUUAAUUUGAAAUCUGACUAAAAACCCAAUAUAUCAUUAAUGAAUAUAGUUAUUUACAGACUAUGCCAUUAAACCUAAUUUUCUUCCUUAUCUCUACAGAUCUAAAUCUAUCUUUCAUUCUUCAUCUUCUUUCUUUCUCUCUUCUCUUUUUUUUCUCUCUUCUCAUUCAUUCUUUCAUCCAAAUCUCUUCUUUUUCGAAUCUGUUUUUCUCUCUGUUUCUCUUGUUUUAUUUUUGAUUUUCAUCUGUACUGAUUGCUCCGUUUUUAUCUUAGUUUUCUCUAUUUUUUUUUUGCUCUUCUUUGAAUCUAGAUCUAUCUUUCAUUCUUCAUCUACUGAUUUUUCCUUUGUUCUUCUUUGAAUCUCAACUGUUUUUUUUAUUUUCUUCUCCACAUUUUCCUUCUUCUUCUCUACCUACUACUUCGCUUAUUCUCCGCAUCAACUUCAGUCUGAUUCUUGGUAUUAUAGAUUUUUAAGAUCUAAAAACGCAUAUAUCAAAACACGGAAGUGAAACUACAAACCCAGAAAAACAAUUUUACCAGGUUAUACUAUUGUGUAACUUGGUAAAACUGUAUAACUAGGUUAUAAUCUUACGAAGUUGUACUUUGACAAAUGUACAACUUGGUAAAACUACAACCUAGUUAUACAGUUUUACCAAAUUAUACUAAUUUGUAACUUGGUAAAACUGUAUAACUAGGUGAUAGUUUACCAAGUUGUACUUUGACAAAUGUACAACUUGGUAAAACUAUAACCUAGUUAUACCAGUCUUGAGGUAUAACUUGGUGAAACUAGGACAUAGGUACACCAAAAAUAUAAUUUGACAAUGAUAUAACUUGGUUUAACUUGGUUCAACUUUCACUAAAAUUCAAAAUUCAAAUUUUAAAUUUGAUACCUAAAAUUCGACAAUUGUAUAACUUGGUUCAACUUGGUUCGUAGUUUUAUUAAAAUUCAAAAUUCAAAUUGUAAAUUUGAUACCUAAAAUUCAAAAUUCAAGUUUUCAAUUGAGGAGGGAAAACGUAAGGACAAAAUUGGAAAUCUCUUAUUUCAUGAAGAGUAGAGAGUAUGUCAGAUUUCGUAAGAGUACCUCAGAUCACUUUUUGCCUCAUUAAGAGUAUAUGAGAUUUUUACUCCAUUGAAAGUUGAAAACAACAAAUCUUAAUAUGAUACGGAGGGAGUAUACGUGAACACCAAACCUAUAUUAUUAAAGACCCAAAUAACCAAAUAUGACUUUAACAUUAAAAUUGAUAUUUUUGUGUGUCGUAUAAAAAAUAUUAAGCCGCUGUUGUGAAAGCACCGUAGUAUAAACAGGAAGGGAGGUGCAGAAGUUUUUGAUUUUAUUAUCAUUGUGGGUCCCACUGUCACUAUUUACACAGUAACUUCUACUUUUUUACUUCUAUAUAAACGAUCGAUUUCGAUCAUUUGUAACUCGUCCCACACACUUCUCUUCUCCCUUUAUAAUAAACUCUCUCUAUCAUAUAUUUAUUAUAUAUCAGUGUUAUCUCCUUUCUGCUGGUAUACAAAUUUUGCCCUUAUUUAAAUUUCGUGAUACUAUAAAAUUAUAAGUUAUUUCAUAACACGUUAUCAGCACGAUCACUCUGCGAUUCAGUAAAAUUUAAAUGUAUCAUAUCUACUCUGCUAUAAUGGCCGGUAUACCGCCUAUAUUAUUAUUUAUCAUUUUAUAGUGAUUGUUUAAAUUAUUGCGGGCGGUAUGUCGCCUCGUUAAUAAACCUUGAUUGCUAAUUACACUAUAAUUAUUGGCUUGGCUGUGCCGCCGUACAAUCUAUUUAAUGUUAUAGUUUUUCUACCACCAUAAUACGAUUAAUAUCUAUUUGUUCAUCAUAUUAUGGUUAUUAUAUAAAUGUUUGGUCACCUACAUAAAAUAUUACGAAAUUUACGGAAUUUGGUUGACUGAUUGUUACAAUAUUUUCAGAUUAAUUUUCAUUCAUACGAUUUAAUUCAAACGGUCACAAAGAAAAAAAAAUUCAGAAUUUUUACCCUUUUUCAAACAGUUAUGAACAGUAUUUUCAUCUAUAAAUAUACUCAUUCUUUACUCAUUUACUUCAUCCAAAAUAUUUCAUCUUCUCUCAAAUAUUUUCAAAUCGCCACAUUCCGGUUUUUCAUUGCAAGAAAGAUGAUUCGCAUAUUUUUGGUUUUAUGUGCAAUUUUAAUUUUUGCUUCUAUGGUCGGUCUUUUUAUUGGAGAAUUUGCUCCUGAAGAAUUUACGCUUAAUGUCGGUUAUUUUUCUAUGCAUUGUUUCUCCUUGUAAUUGCGUGUAUUAUUAAUAUAAAUGAUUCGUUUUAAAAUUACGAAAUUCUAAUAAAAUAUAUUGUUUUGUGUUUUAGAAAUACAAAUGGCAAACAUCGAGAAACUUCAGUUCCCGGCUCUGAAAAUAACUAGCGAAAACUAUGUCGGAUGGGUCACAAACGUGAAACCAUAUCUGGUGAUGAAAAAAAUAACCGAAGCGAUUGUAAUCGGUAACAAAUCACCACCCGAGCAUAUAGCCGAAGCGAUAAUCUUCCUGAAGAAUCAUUUAGAUGAGAAUCUAACGCACGACUAUGCAAACGUCGAAGACACAGCUGAACUGUGGCAAGCUUUAAAAGAAAGGUUCGAUAACCAGAGACAAGUCAACCUCCCUCACGCUCUCGAAGAGUGGAAAAACCUGAGGUUCCAAGAUUUUCAAAAGGUUGAGGAUUACAAUUCCGCUGUCCUGAGGAUAGUUUCACUUCUGAAAUAUUGUGGUAACCCUGUCUCUGAGGCAGAAAUGAUGAAUAAAACAUACAACACUUUCCACAAACAGCUUCACUUCCCGCCCGAAAUUUACAGAAAAUGCGGGUACACAAGAUUUUCUGAAUUGAUGGUUGCGCUCAUGUUGGCUGAAAAGAACAAUGAGCUCCUGAUCAAAAACCACAAUUCCCGACCUACGGGAGCCAAAGCAUUUCCUGAAGUGAAUUCUACGGCGGUAGAAAAUUCGGAAAGGAGGAACCAGACCAACCGAGGUCAUGGUCGUCGUUUCAACAACAAACGUGGAAAAACUUACAAUCCCAAAUGGAAGGGAUCUAACAAGUGGGUUAGAUCCGAACAAGUUUCUAAGGGUAAAGAAACUCAAGGGGAUACCACCCAGAAGCGUGAGACAGUGUGUUACAGAUGUGGCUGUAAAGGACAUUGGUCCCGUACAAGUCGUACUCCUCCACAUCUCUGUAAGUUAUAUCAAGAGUCCACGAAAGGCAAAGCUAAAGAAGUGAACCUCACUGAAAACUUUGAAGGGACAUCGUACCUCGAUGCCUCCGACUUCGCAAAUGAGCUGGACUAGAUUACUCCUGAAGAGAAAAGAGAUGCUUAUAAUAAAACUAUCGAAUAGUUUUCACUAUUGUCAUGUAUAAUUAUUACAUUUCCUGUUUUAAAUAAAUAAUGAUGUUUUAACGUCACCUUAAUGUAAAAUUAUUGUGUGUUUCCAAAUAUGAUUAUUAUAUGAAUGAAUUUUAUGUUUUUCUUUUAUUAAUAUUUAUGACAAUUUCAGAAAUGGAUUGAAAUACUAAUGGAACAAAAUUCAAGAAACGGAUUCGUGAAAUAUGUAUACCAGAUAGUGGAACAACACACACUAUUCUGAGACAAAAGAGAUAUUUCUCUAAUAUAAAACCGACAAGAAUUGUUGUCAAUACAAUAUCAGGUCCUGCAGACGUGAUUGAAGGAACUGGUAAAGCAAACUUUACGUUACCAAAUGGAACAAAAUUUUCCAUAAAUAAUGCUCAAUAUUCCCCAAGUUCUAAAAGAAAUUUGUUGAGUUUUAAAGACAUAUAUC
This is a messenger RNA of Brassica napus (rape), 6981 nucleotides long. RefSeq lists its product as uncharacterized. The transcript is spliced from 2 exons. NCBI's taxonomy places the organism in Eukaryota, Viridiplantae, Streptophyta, Magnoliopsida, Brassicales, Brassicaceae. The coding region runs from base 5533 to 6492 and encodes 319 amino acids. The record is from RefSeq and is a predicted model, not a curated record.